Scedosporium apiospermum is the source of this 1047-nucleotide messenger RNA. Its product is annotated as putative electron transfer flavoprotein subunit alpha, mitochondrial. Gene Ontology annotation, cellular component: mitochondrion. The record is from RefSeq and is a predicted model, not a curated record. Gene Ontology annotation, molecular function: flavin adenine dinucleotide binding; electron transfer activity. NCBI's taxonomy places the organism in Eukaryota, Fungi, Ascomycota, Sordariomycetes, Microascales, Microascaceae. The transcript is spliced from 2 exons. The coding region runs from base 1 to 1047 and encodes 348 amino acids.
AUGCUUUUCAAUUCGAUUCGGCCGUCCCUCGGCAAUGUGAGCCGCGGUCUUCACUCCGCCCUCCGCACCCCCAACUCUGCCUCGCUGCUGUCCACCCUCGCGAUUCUCGAGCAGCGAGAUGGCCAAUUGAACCAGGGGUCACUGAGCGCUAUCACAGCUGCGAAGAAGCUCGGAGGUUCGGUUCAUGCCUUUAUCGCUGGCAGUGAUGUGAGCGGGGCCGCCCAAGAAGCUGCUAAGGUUGCUGGAAUCGAAAAGGUCGUCAAGGUGUCAAACAACGCCUACGAAAAGGGUAUUCCCGAGAGCUUCGCCCCGCUCCUAGUCGAGAACAUCAAGAAGGGUGGCUAUACACAUGUCAUCGCCGGAAAUACAGCCUUCAGCAAGAAUGUGUUGCCGCGUGUGGCCGCUCUCCUCGACACCCAGCAGAUUUCGGACAUUACCGCUAUCGAGAACGAGAACACUUUUGUGCGCCCCAUCUACGCUGGUAACGCCAUCGCGACAGUCGAGUCUUCCGACCCCCUUAAGAUCAUUACCGUCCGAGGCACUGCCUUCCCUGCCGCCGCCGUAGAGGGCGGUUCCGCUACCGUUGAGGAUGGUGCGGACCCCAAGGCCGAGACAUCUACUGAGUGGUUGUCGGAAGACUUGACCAAGUCUGACAGGCCUGAUCUGGCGACGGCCAGCAAGGUUGUCUCUGGCGGCCGUGGUCUGAAGUCCAAGGAAGACUUCGACAAGAUUAUGACUCCCCUCGCCGAUUCUCUUGGUGCCGCCAUCGGUGCCUCCCGCGCGGCUGUCGACAGUGGCUACGCCGACAACAGUCUCCAGGUUGGCCAGACCGGAAAGGUUGUGGCUCCCCAAUUAUACUUGGCCGUUGGUAUCUCGGGUGCCAUCCAGCACUUGGCUGGUAUGAAGGACAGCAAGGUUAUUGCGGCGAUCAACAAGGAUGCGGAUGCGCCCAUCUUCCAGGUUGCCGAUGUCGGCCUCGUUGGUGACCUCUUCACUGAAGUGCCGAAGCUCACUGAAGAGCUUAAUAAGAUUGAGAAGAAGGCGUAG